Molecule: messenger RNA, 5687 nt
Organism: Gigantopelta aegis
Lineage: Eukaryota; Metazoa; Mollusca; Gastropoda; Neomphalida; Peltospiridae
Product: protein LSM14 homolog B-like
Exons: 10
Coding region: 105-1658 (517 amino acids)
Biological process (GO): cytoplasmic stress granule assembly; P-body assembly
Cellular component (GO): P-body
Molecular function (GO): mRNA binding
Source: RefSeq, a predicted model, not a curated record
CUGGUGACAAGAGUAAAUUUAACGCCAUUUGUAGAGAGAAGGGAUAGUUUGUUACAAUCCUUCACCAUCCUUCCGUAGUGUGAGCCUUUCUGUAGGCUAACACCAUGAGUGGAGGCAUUCCAUAUCUUGGCAGUAAAAUUAGCUUAAUAUCUAAAGCCGAAAUUAGAUAUGAAGGCAUAUUGUACACCAUCGAUCCAAACGAAUCGACGGUUGCUCUUGCCAAAGUGAGAUCAUUUGGUACAGAAGAUCGUCCUACAGAUCGCCCUGUACCGCCUCGUGAUGAAAUCUUCGAAUACAUCAUCUUCCGUGGGAGUGACAUCAAGGACUUGCAUGUUUGUGAACCUCCAAAAACUCAACCAUUGCAAGGAGUGCCACAUGAUCCAGCCAUAGUUAAGUCUUCUCAGGCACAAGGUCAAAAUGUUCAGCACCAAGCCCCGCAGAGUUUCCCUGGACAGCCAAAUUACCAGCAGUAUGGACCGCCACCUCCAAUGUAUGGACACCCCCAUUACAGCCAGGCUCCAGGAGCUGCACCACCACCACCACCACCACCUGCAGCAUUUGGAAGUCUUCCACCUCAAGGGGGUCCAGGUUCUCGUGGCCCCUCGCCUAUUAGGCAUCGUGUGUCCCCGACAGUGGAUCAGGGGGUACAAGUGGGUCCCCAGCAGUUGACCAAGAGACCGGGAUCACGAGGAGCAACACCACCGCCAAACCGCAAGUCGCCCACAUCCGACCAAGGUACGCAAGUGUCAUCAACGGGCAGCAUUUCCAGCAAUGAUAAGGGUCCAGUAACCGAAGCACCACAUUCACAGCACACCAAUAGGCACGGUCAUCAACACGAUCAGAAGAACGAACGUGUCCAUCCAUCACAACGGCAAAACAAACCUGUCUCUACAACAUACUCCAGAGGACGAAGUAGCAAUAGGGGAGGUGCACCUACACAUCCAAACCGAGGUGGUGGAGGUGGAGGUGGAGGUGGGCGAGAUGGCAGUGUUGGGCAGCAGUACAGGGGUAGUCCUAGGGGAGGUCCCAGAGGAAUGCCACGGAGUGCUGGCAACCGGAACAGGGGAGGCCAACAACGAACUCCACUCAAAUUCGAAGGCGAAUUUGAUUUUGAGAGUUCUAAUGCUCAGUUUGAUAAAGAAAAAAUUGAGGAAGAGCUUAAACAGAAGCUAACCAUUAGUGAUGAAAAAGUUGUAAAUGGAGAAAAAGAGAAAGAAGGGGAAGAAGAACCCAAUGAAGCUGUUGAGCCAGAGCCAGAGGAAGUGUUUUACGACAAGAACAAAUCAUUUUUUGACAAAAUCAGCUGUGAAGCAAGUGAAAGGGCUAAAGGCAGCAAUACCAAAAUGAGUUGGCGAGAUGAACGAAAAUUGAAUGUGGAAACGUUUGGUGUAGCAGAUAGUUGGCGAAGGAAUUGGCGAGGUAGAGGUGGUUACCGUGGCAACCCACGAGGAGGAUUUCGAGGUCGGGGCAGAGGGGGCUGGGGAGGUUCAAACCAAGGUUACGGUGAUUUUAACCAAGGAUACGGUGGUUUCAGAGGUGGAAGAGGUGGUUAUGCAAGGGGUGGACGGCGAAAUCAGGGUUGGGUUAAUUAUGAUUAUGAUUCAUCUAGAGGUCCACCAUCAAACAGAAAUAGUGAGAGAGUUGGUGUCAAAUCUUAAAGCCUGCCCAAAAUCUGUUACCUGAAAGUUUGAAAGGUGGCAUUUGCUUGGUUUUUGUUCCAGAGAUGGAAUGUGACCUGGUUGAUUACUGGUGUUACUGGCAGUAUUGACAGUGGCUAGUUAUUAAUUCACAUGUCGUCGUGACCAACAUUUCAUUAUCGUCCCAGUGUUACGUAUGUUGUACUUUUAACGGAUAUUGAGCACUGAUAAGUAGUGUUGUGCGACAUCCUAGCACCAGUGAUGAAGGUAUUUUGGAAAACCUAGAACCAGUGAUAGUUUGCAAGGAUUGCCACGCAAAUUCAGUUGUUGGUACAUGGGGGGGAAAAAAAAAUCCUGCCAUUUGUGCCCUUGCAUUGUUGAAAAUGACUUCAUUGUUUGUGUAAAUGAAGGACAGAUGUUGUCACCUGAAUAAGAAAAUUUAGUAAGAGUGGCAAUUUUCUGUGGUGGACUUUCCAAAGAUGUAUUUUUGUUUCUUAUAGAAUGCAAAAAAAAAAAAAAAAAAAAAAAAAAACCCACUGAAGUUUUGGAUUUAUUGCAUGACUUGCAAGAUUAUUUUUUUAUGGAAAGCAGAAGUUCCUAGCUCGUUGUGUUAGCUUACAUAAAUGAGAAGUGACAAUUUUUUGUUUGAUUUUUCUUGCCUCGAAUCUACUUCAUGCAAGUCGUGAUGAUCAAAAGUGAAAAGUGCUUUACAUUUCAUGUGCUGCAUUCUGUUUUCUUGUUAACACUUGAUGCCCAAUAGUUGUCUUUUUACAAGACAUUAUUUGUUUAUUUUUUGCUGUUGGAAUUUGUAGCACUAAAUGUACCAAAUGCAUGUUAACGCAGAGGUUUGAUGUUGGUCACAUGUAGAAGACUUCGGAGAAUGUUGGAUGCAUUUAGAUUUACACAUGUUGAGCAGACAAAUUUAAAAUCUAGUAAUUUUCAAGAGAGAAUAAAUUACAAGUGCUGAAAUAUCUUUAUUUUCUUAGACAAUUAUGAUUUAUUUCUUAGCAUUCUAAAUGUUUGACAACGUUACUUAAACGUGCAUUGACCUGCCAUGAUCUGUAGUCACUUGUAUUGUCUUGGUGUCUACUUGCAGGGGCCAUCUAUAUUUUCCAGUAACGUGUCUGUGGUUGGUAUGCAUUUGACUUGGUAAGGGGGUUUAUUUAAUCUUUGCACAUUAACUAAUUGUGAAAUUAAUUGUUGUUCCUGAUCUGUUACCUGCAGGAAUCUCCAGGUUUUUUUGUUGCUCGGGUAUUACCAUUAUACAUCAUAAGAACACUUACUGGGGGAUUUUUCUUCUUUUUUUUGGAAUUUUUUUAAACUGUUAAAACUAAAAAAAAUUGUUUUAUUGUAACGACUAAUUUGCAUCUUGAUCAGUUUACUUCAGUAAUCUACAGUGUGUUUCAAUCAUUAUGGUUUGAUGCAAGAAAUUACUCUUGUGCAAAAUGAUUUUCUUGUGGGUGAAAAACUGCUCACUUUGUCACACAUUGAUGGCGCUAAUUUAUUUACUCAAAAUUACUGUGAAUAUGUAUACUAAAAGCAAUUACUCUCCUACAUAAUUUCAGGAGGGCAGUUUUAGUACUCGCCAUAGACUUUGAAACCAUAAGCACUGGUGUUUUUAGUGCUGGGAUGUGGUCGUCCUCUAUAUGCUUGGUCUACUGAAAUAACUGGUGAUGCUGAUUUAAAUAUAAAAUUGGAUGCUCCUAGAUGAUGACCUACCAUCCAUUGAAAGCAUCAAAAAGCAUCAAAAUUCACUGCUUUAAAGCAGAUGUUCUCUGUGACGUACAAGUUAACGAAGAGAAAAGGCCAUAAAUAUGCUUUAGUUGAGAAAGACAUUUAAUAAAAUAUUUCAAACCUGGUUGUGACUAAUGUAAGAAAAAGUAGAAUACUACAUUCAUGUCCAUUGGAUAACAUUUAUCUAUUCAUUUUAAAUCUAUUUCACUCGUCAGAUAAAUCUCUUGUUCCAACCAGUGCACCACAACUAAUGAAAGGCUGUGGUAUGUGCUUUCCCGUCUGUGGGAAUGUUAAGAAAUAAUGUGACAAGACUUUCUUUCUUUUUUUUCUUGAAAAAUUUCAUUUUAUGCUUUACACAAGGAUGUUUUGACUUGUUUAAUGCUUAUUUAUAAAGGAGAAAUACAAAACAAAUAGUUGUACCAAAAAAAUGUAUAAUUGGACAAAGUGCUAGUCAAUUUUUUUAUGGCAAAGUUAGUAGCUAUGUAAUGUGAAUGGGAUGAAUUGGAUGUUGCUUUUGAUCUAAACCAGUUGUAACAAUGUUUUAGCUUAAUGUGUCCAUAUUUUAGACUAUGCAGUAGUAUUAAAGAUAGUUAUGCCAUGAUUCAUUAAAGGCAGGUUUUUAUAUAUAUAAAAAUCAAGGACAGAUGACAAUGAUUUACAUGACACAUUUCAGAUGUUCAGGAUGCAAUUUUUGUUUUUAAAAUUCAAACUUGUGGGGUCAAAUUAAAGUGGAAUAAUUAAAAUUGGUCACUUUUAAUUAUUGGUCAAUGAAGGAAAUGUAACAAAGCAAUUGUAUCUUAAAGAAUUUUUGACACAUUGAAUUUGGUAUGUGAAGCCAUUGAAGCCGUACAUAUUUGUUGCAGCUGUUAAAAUCCUCUAUGCACAUAAAGGUUCUUGGGGAAAAUAGUUUUGGGGUCAGUAAUGGUAUGAUAUAACCAGGGGGACAGUAUGUUGCCAACCCUGUGGGACUACUAAUUGUUUGUGUAUAUAUAUAUAUAUAUAUAGAUAUAUAUGGUGGGUUUUUUGGUAUGUGUUUAACAAAUGCUCUUAAUUUGGGUUUUAAAUAGUGGUUCUUAACACCAGUUAACAAAAUUGUUUGUAAAUUGUUAUCUAUACAGUAGACUGUCUGAACUGAAUUCAAGUGUCACUGACGUACAAGUAUACACAGCUGUUGUCACUUGACAGAACUUUAGAAUCAUGCCGGUUUACACAGAAAUCCGGAUUAUAUAUAGCUGGGGCCUAAUUCACUAAACUCUUGCAACUUUGCGAUCUCACAGUGCAAUGCUAAAAGACUUGCAGAGGAUGCUUUGUUGUCUAGCAGAGCCUAAGAGACCUUAAUGAAUUAGGCCCCUGGUGUGGACAGAGUCCACUGUAAUAACACAAUUUUAAAAUUCCAAGGUCCGAUGACCCAAACUGGCAAUGUUAAAAUCAUGGUUCUCUCAAAAAAAAAAAAAAAAAAAAAAAAAUUUAAAAAAUGAGAACUUGCCAAGAUGUGUCAAAAUAGAAAGCUGCUGUUUAUUUAAAUUAUUAGUUAUUAUAUACAGGCUUCAUGGCAGAAAAUAAUUUUAGGGUAUGUAAUGAAUACAAAACGACCAUAAGUGUUACUAUUAGGUGGUUGUCAGUUUGAAAUGUUUUGAAAUUGGAUACUGUAUUUGACGAUUUUAAGCUGCAGUUCUCCUUAUAUAAUCUCUAAAAUGUAUCCAUUAAAUUCUGAAAUAUUAGUGCCCUUAUGUUGAAAACCUGGUAUGUCUCUCCCCCCCCCCCCCCUCCCCCCUCCUCCCCCCUCAAAAGUAAAUGAAUGGUGGACUGUUGCGUUGACCUUACAUUCUGGUUGGUGGCCCAUGAUUUAUAAGUUUGUUAUUACAGGAAAUGUUUACUAUAUCAUUGACCACACCCAGAAAUUCUAGUACUGUGAAACGAAUCCACCCCAGGGAUGUAUUUUCGUGAAAAUAAAACAAAACCGAUCUGUUUUGUGUCUGCACACUAGUCGUUAUUUUUUGAUAUUGUAAGACUGCAGAUCUUGUAAAUUUUCAUACCAAGUGUUUCAGUAAAAUUAUAUGUAAAUAUAUUUUUUAUUUGAUAAUGUUGGAUUAAAAAUGGCAAAUUGCAAUACCUCUUUCAGUGCUGCUGAAACUUUUUGUUAAUCUAUCUACUCUGAAUGGAAAUAACUGAAGGUGCUACAAAUAUUAAAACGAUUAAAAAGAAAAGAAUAUCGAAACAUGCAGACUUGACAGCAUGUAUUGUAAAUAACUUAAACCACCAUUGUAUGGUUUGGUAUUAAAAUUGCAGGAUACUGUUAAUAAAUUUGUCACACUG